CCCGUUCGUUUAAACCGAGAACACCCAUACCGACUUCUCAAUGCAAAAAAUAAAAGGGAACCCAGAAGCAGGGACUAGGGGAACGAAAGGUGUAAAUAGAAAGCGAAAGCUCUUGGUCUCUCUCUCUCUUUCUCCCUCUCAUCUAUUUUACUAAAUGAAUUAAUUAAUUAUUAACUAGGACAUAAAUACAAGGAAUCAGCCUCCGCCGGGACCAGCAGACAGCUCCAAGCCUUUGAUAUUCGUUUUAGCCCAAUGAUACAUAUGUAUACUUAUCCAUGUACAUAUUUGCCUUGGUAGGACUAGAAGUAGGACCAGCAAGGCUUUUUUGAAUAACAUUUUUGACCAAUACUUCGGAAGCUUCUACACAAGGCCACCAAGAUUGCGCUGCUGCUGCCGCCGCUGUUACCACAACUCAUUGCCGGUCCGAAGAUGGCAACUUUAACGAACGGACAGGUGGAUGGCACAAACGGGCUAGUGAACGGAUUAAGCCACAGUCCYGCGGGCUGCGGGGGWACCAUCCCUAUGAAGGACCACGACGCUAUCAAACUGUUCAUCGGGCAGAUACCACGCAACCUGGACGAGAAGGACCUCCGGCCGCUCUUUGAGGAGUUCGGCAAGAUCUACGAGCUCACCGUGCUCAAGGACCGCUUUACGGGCAUGCACAAAGGCUGUGCCUUCCUUACCUACUGUGCCAGAGAGUCGGCCCUGAAAGCUCAGAAUGCAAGACAGAAAACUAUUUGUGGGAAUGCUCAACAAGCAGCAGUCCGAAGAUGAUGUGCGACGUCUCUUUGAGUCGUUUGGCAGCAUUGAAGAGUGCACCAUCCUUAGAGGUCCUGAUGGAAACAGCAAAGGUUGUGCGUGUAAAUAUUCAUCUCACGCUGCUCAGGCAGCUAUCAGUGCACUACACGGCAGCCAGACAAUGCCGUGAUGGGCGUCCUCAAGUCUGGUGGUGAAGUUUGCCGACACGGAUAAGGAGCGCACCAUCCGGCGCAUGCAGCAGAUGGCUGGUCAAAUGGGCAUCUUCAACCCCAUGGCCCUGCAGUUUGGGGCCUACGGGGCGUACGCACAGGUGCAGCAGCAGCAGGCAGCGUUGAUGGCGUCAGUAGGUCAGGGGGGCUACCUCAGCCCUAUGGCAGCCUUCGCCGCCGCACAGAUGCAGCACAUGGCCACCAUCAACGGACUCCCAGGAGGCCACAUGACCCCCACCUCAGGUGGCAGUACCCCCCCUGGUAUCGGCGGCCCCACGGUGACCAGUAUCCCCUCGCCCAUCAGUGUGAAUGGUUUCAAUGGAAUGCCGCCCCCUCAGGCCAACGGGCAGCCCCCUGCCGAAGCUGUGUACACCAACGGGAUACACCCCUAUCCUGUGUUGCAGGAGGUGGUUUUUAGAGAGGACUCUGAAAAAAACAGCUUGGCUCAUCGGAGUUGUUUUGGGGUUCAGGGUGGCUGCUUCCUCUCUUCUCUCUCUGAAGCUCAGAGUCCCACUGCAGCAGACCACUUACAGCAGGCUUACACAGGAGUCCAGCAGUAUGCAGCAGCCUACCCUGCUGCAUAUGGCCAGAUCAGCCAGGCCUUUCCCCAGCCUCCUCCCAUCAUCCCACAACAACAGAGAGAAGGGCCGGAGGGCUGUAACCUGUUCAUCUACCACCUCCCUCAGGAGUUUGGGGAUGGCGAGCUGAUGCAGAUGUUCCUGCCUUUCGGGUUUGUGAGCUUCGAUAACCCAGGUAGUGCCCAUGCUGCCAUCCAGUCAAUGAACGGCUUUCAGAUCGGCAUGAAGAGACUCAAGGUGCAGCUCAAGAGGCCGAAGGACGCCAACCGCCCCUACUAGCCCCUCCCCCUAUCAGCCACCCCUGCCCUGAGGGAUAUGGCAGUCACUGCACACAGGGCAACACAGGUUUUUAUUGAGCUGGAACACAUGUUGAUUAAAUGAACAACGUCAUUGAACUGAAAGACCACAGGAAUUAUUUGAGGCUGGUAUGAAACUGGAUCAUAUACUGGGGCUGAACAUGAACAAAUUAAAUGACCAAGUAAUGGACACCUCUGUUGGAUGUACCUUUUGGACCUCAGAGAGAACUCAUGCAAGCCUGGGUAGCUCCUGGACUCCUACUCUCUUUAUCGCCUCCCCUCCUCUCUUUCUCUCUCCCUAAACCUGCCUGAAUGACAGCUACCUUACAGGACCACAACGGAAGUAUUAUAAAAGAAGAAAGAAAAAA
Messenger RNA from Salvelinus sp. IW2-2015, 2210 nucleotides. NCBI's taxonomy places the organism in Eukaryota, Metazoa, Chordata, Actinopteri, Salmoniformes, Salmonidae. The record is from RefSeq and is a predicted model, not a curated record.